AUGAAAGCGAUGUGGAUAUUGCAUGAUGUUCAUUACAUGUCAACUCCAUUACAUCCAUCAUUUAAACGAUUUCAAAUUGUUCCUCAUGAGCAACAAAAAGCAAUUGAUCUCAGCAAAUCAGAAAUUUUGAAGCGUCAAUCUGAAUUAGGUGUUGGUCGUAAUGGUAAUUCAUCAUCAUCAAAUAAUAAUACUACUGCUUCUUCCUCUUCUUCUUCUUCAACGAAUUCAAAAUCUGAGCAAUCAACAAACACGCAAAAUAUUCUUUCAGAAUGUUUUGAUCUUCCGGUUGCAGAUCAAGAUUCAGAAGCUGAUUUACCAUAUGAUCACGAAUUAACAAGUUAUUUAGCUUUAAAUGAAGCAAUUGGCCCAAAAGAUGACGUCUUAUUGUUCUGGAAGAAAUAUGAAAAGUUAUUUUCGAUUCUUGCUUCGAUCGUAAAAUCUUUAUACACCAUUCCAGCUACCAAUACAACUGUGGAACGCCUUUUUUCUCAAGCAAAUAACACACUUUCUGCGCGAAGAACAAAUCUACAAACUUCUAAAGUAAACAAAUCGUUGUUUUUAAAUAAGAAUCUGUUACAGCUGAAAGAACUCAAUCAACAAGAAUUAAUCCAAAUUCAUGAGAAACGAAAAUUAACACACUUGUCAACAUCAAAUAAUGUCGACAUAAACUAUGAAACAGAACAAGGAGAAUCUUUUUCCUCAUUAAAUACUAAAAAGUCUCGAAUUAUUGAAGAAGAUGAGCCCGACGAUUAUGAAUUCAUUCAUACACAUAACCCGUGA
This is a messenger RNA of Adineta ricciae, 780 nucleotides long. NCBI's taxonomy places the organism in Eukaryota, Metazoa, Rotifera, Eurotatoria, Adinetida, Adinetidae. The record is from the annotation of a GenBank genome assembly.